Neoarius graeffei (lesser salmon catfish) is the source of this 1895-nucleotide messenger RNA. RefSeq names its product collagen type XXIII alpha 1 chain a (gene col23a1a). The transcript is spliced from 28 exons. The record is from RefSeq and is a predicted model, not a curated record. NCBI's taxonomy places the organism in Eukaryota, Metazoa, Chordata, Actinopteri, Siluriformes, Ariidae. Bases 130 to 1422 code for a protein of 430 amino acids.
CCUGGACGGGACGGCUACCCGGGGCCUCUUGGUUUGGAUGGUAAACCUGGUCCUCCUGGGCAAAAAGGAAAUCAGGGGCCAGCUGGACCAAAAGGAGAUAAGGGUGACCAAGGAGAGAUUGGGCCAAGGAUGGUCUUUCCUCGCUAUGAUCACGGCUUCAUCUCUGCCGACCAGCCCACUUUCCAGAGACGUAUGCUGAAGGGUGACCAAGGCCAGGCCGGUCCACCAGGUCCUCCAGGUCCUCCCGGACCCCCUGGACCAAGAGGUCCUCCUGGAAACACAGGGAAGGACGGACCCCGGGGUCCCCCUGGGGCACAAGGUGGCCCUGGGAAAGAUGGACAUCAGGGACCGAAAGGUUUAGCAGGCAGUCCGGGUGCAGAUGGUCAACCAGGAUAUCCAGGCCCACAGGGGCCCCCAGGGUCAAAGGGAGAACAUGGUGAACCAGGAGCCAAAGGCGACCGAGGCAUGGACGGCCUCCCGGGCCUUAAAGGAGACAAAGGAGAAGUCGGAGAAACAGGACCUCAAGGAGAAAUGGGUCUUCCGGGUGAGAAAGGUACAUCAGGCUCAAAUAACGUCAUCACCUUCAACGACAAACUACUCGAUGCUCUUCAGGCGAUCCACACUAUCAGUGUUUCGGGACCGCCGGGUCCUCCUGGACCACCAGGACCUCCGGGAAAGGACGGGACAAAGGGAGAAAUGGGCUUACCUGGACUAGCUGGCGUAGAUGGAGCAAAGGGAGCUAAAGGAGAUGCUGGAGAACCAGGAGCCCCUGGAGAUAGAGGAGAGAAGGGAGAGAUGGGACUCUCUGGUCCUGCUGGAAUGGAUGGACAGAAAGGAGAGAAAGGAGACAGCAGACUAGAAGACAACCUGGUUCAGAUGAUUUCUCAGCCAGGACCACCAGGACCUGCAGGACCAAGAGGACCUCCGGGAUUUAUGGGUCAUCCUGGUAUUCCUGGUCCGAAGGGUGAUCCAGGGGAGAGUGUGAAAGGAGAGAAGGGUGACAGCGGAGCUACAGGAAUCCCAGGUGUUCAAGGCCCACAGGGGCCCUCAGGUCCAGCAGGGUUGGUCGGUCUUCCAGGAUCCAAGGGUGAAAAAGGAAAACAAGGAGAGCCCGGAUUAGACGGAUUCCCUGGUCUUACAGGAGAUAAAGGAGACACGGGGCCUAAAGGAGAAAAGGGCGAUCGUGGCUCUGUAGGCAAAAGAGGGCUGAAGGGACAGAAAGGAGAGCAGGGGCCUCCCGGGUUAGACCAGCCCUGUCCUGUGGGUUCUGCCGGAUGUAAAGGCCAGGCAGGGGACAGCGGGCAGGCUGACGCCGGAGCUCCCUGCCGGCUGGGUCCAGAUGGACUUCCGAUACCAGGCUGUUGGCACAAGGACGACAGGAUGAUGCAGAGGAUCAAGCGAAAGCGUCUGUCGCAGCCUUGACUACGCAGUCAAAGGAGUGAACUAAUCAGUGCGUCGUACAGGAGCGUCUUCGUGAUGAACUGAAGCCUGGCCAAGUGCCCUUGCUCUGGAGGGCACAUGGGAAUGUAGUGGCUCUGUCUCAUGAUGGUCACUGUUGUCCAGCGAGGAUGUUUUGACACUAGCUCUUCACUAGCUGAUGGAUGGAAAAGCUGAUUUUACGGUAGCUUCGCAAAGGCAAGCAAACAGUUGGGUGUCGAGUGUGUCUGUCUGAUACGGAAGUGAUAUCGAAGAGCUAAUUUUGAGUACCAUUUCUUGAUUUACUAUCAUUAGUAGUGUAUGCUUUUUUAAAAUUUGAUUUUAUUCAGCAUCUGCAAGAAAUGAACUAGUGUUUGGUUGCUCAGAUGGUUCGUUGUUUUUUGGGAGUUGUUUUGUAAUUAAGGAAGAUUAGCGUGUUACUGUAUUAUUAUUAUUAUUAUUAUUAUGUACACUACUAC